AUGGAUAAGAAGUUGAUCUUAGUAAUUGGCGGAACCGGUGCACAAGGAGUGCCUGUUGUGCAACAACUGCACCAGUAUGGAUACAAUAUACGUGUGCUCACUCGCGAUGAAAGUUCAGAGCAUUCAAAGAAGCUUAAAGUCCUCGUCCCCACGGUUCAAUUUGUAAUCGGCGGGCCUACCGAUGAGACUGCUCUACGCUCUGCUUUUGUAGGGGUGGACUACGCCUUUGUCAACCUCAAUAGUUUUUCUUUGGGGAUUAAAAACGAAUUGUACUGGGGUAUUCGCAUUUUCGAGAUCGCGGUGCAAAAUCGUGUGAAACAUUAUGUAUGGUCGUCGCUCGACGAUUAUGCCCUGGAGACACAAUACGAUGACGCUAUUCGAUGCGGCCACUACUAUGGCAAAGGCCAUGUCAAACGCUGGAUGUCAUCCCUGCCACAAAGCCCCAUGAAAUGGUCUGUUGUGUGCACCGGGCCAUACAUUGAACAGCUCUGGUACUUUCAACGACCUAAGAAGCACGAAUCAGGUGUUUAUGAUUUUCGCAUACCGCUUGGUGACGGUGUUAUUCCGUACGUAUGUUUGGAUGACUUGGGGUACUACGUACGGUGGGUAUUCGAACACCCAGAAAAGUCUGCCGGCCUAAACUUGGAAAUCGCGGUGGAGGAUGUGUCUCUACAGCAAAUCGCAGAAGUGUUCACUGCUGUGACUGGAAAGCCUGCCAAAAGUACUAAUAUUACGAUUGAAGAAUGGUUCCAAGAAACUGGGCUACCGGAAACUGCUACACAACAUAGGCUGGGUACUUCGACAUCUCCAAAUGAUCCAUCUCUGCUGACAUUUGAACAAAACUUUUCUGCCUGGUGGAGAAUAUACCAGAAUUCUGGAAAGAACACUGAGCUUGGGCUCUGCAAGAGAGAUUACGCUUUGCUAGACGAAAUAUACCCCGGCAGAACCAGAAGCUUAAAACAAUGGAUGGAAAAGGUCGGCUAUGAUGGGGAUGCGACUCGUACUUUUGAAGCAGAACUGCCAUGGGCUUUGUAA
Molecule: messenger RNA, 1035 nt
Organism: Trichoderma gamsii
Lineage: Eukaryota; Fungi; Ascomycota; Sordariomycetes; Hypocreales; Hypocreaceae
Exons: 2
Coding region: 1-1035 (344 amino acids)
Source: RefSeq, a predicted model, not a curated record